Trifolium pratense (red clover) is the source of this 673-nucleotide messenger RNA. Its product is annotated as DNA polymerase delta subunit 4. Gene Ontology annotation, biological process: DNA-templated DNA replication; DNA synthesis involved in DNA repair. The coding region runs from base 88 to 444 and encodes 118 amino acids. Gene Ontology annotation, molecular function: DNA-directed DNA polymerase activity. Gene Ontology annotation, cellular component: delta DNA polymerase complex. The record is from RefSeq and is a predicted model, not a curated record. The transcript has 2 exons. Lineage: Eukaryota; Viridiplantae; Streptophyta; Magnoliopsida; Fabales; Fabaceae.
CUUUAGGAAACUUGGAGAGUUUGUUUAUUCAUUCAGUUUUCAAAAUUCAAAAUUUGAAAUCACAUCACAUAGAGACAAAGAGAGAAAAUGUCGUCGGCGAAUAUGAAGGGUUAUUACAAGCAACAGAAGAAAACCCCCGCAACCACCAACAAACCACCGUCUAACUCCAAGAAACCUCCCAUUCACACUUCCAAUGUCCCCCAACCACCACCCGCCGUCGCAUCCCGCAACACCAAUCAAGAUCUCCAAGAAGAAAACGAGAAGAACGAGAAGAUGCUGCAACAAUUCGACAUGGAUACGAAGUACGGUCCUUGUAUUGGGAUGACGAGACUGGAACGCUGGGAACGAGCUGUGAAGUUUGGUAUGAACCCUCCUGAAGAAAUUGGGAAUCUCUUGAAGAUUGGGAAAGUUCAGAAAGAAUCUUUGUGGGACACUCGCAUUUAGAAAUGCUUAACUGUAAUCACUUUCUCACUUCAGACUUGUUUCUUUAGGUUUUCGUUAGGGAAAUCAGUUUCUGGCUGUGUUCCUUUCCCCUGUUACUGUUAGGGUUUCGUUAUGUGAAUUUGAGUAUUUUAGGGUUUUGUUUGUUAAGUGUUGAAUGUUGCUGAUUGACAUAGAUCUCUAUGUGUUUAACUUGUUUCAAUUUUAGAUUUAAAAAACUUGAUUUGUGAAA